Messenger RNA from Hibiscus syriacus, 1770 nucleotides. RefSeq names its product beta-1,2-xylosyltransferase-like. The record is from RefSeq and is a predicted model, not a curated record. The transcript is spliced from 3 exons. Lineage: Eukaryota; Viridiplantae; Streptophyta; Magnoliopsida; Malvales; Malvaceae. Gene Ontology annotation, molecular function: glycosyltransferase activity.
AUGAACAGGGAAGUAUUAAUUUACGUCAAAAUCAUCAUAGCUCUAUUUGCUCUCAACUCCAUCAUUCUUUAUCAUUACUUCUCGUCCACCCAUCCCAGCCACCACCAACAUCUGGCGGUGAACCACCACCGCACGGCGGACAGCUCUCCAAUAAACAUUCCAUACCGAAGACCCCAUUCAUCAAAGUCAUCACCAAUCAUCCCAUCGAAGCCCUGGCAUAUCAUCCCAUCAUACUUGCCUUGGUCUUUGAACCCAAACGUAGUUUUAAAUUCAUGUGAAGCUUAUUUCGGAAAUGGGUUCACGAAGGUAGCUGAUAUUUUGCCCGCAAAGGUCGCCUUGAGAACCGGGUCCAGUUGGUUUCGGUGCCAUCACUCCGAGACGUUGAGGACCUCAAUUUGUGAAGGUGGGAAGAUAAGGAUGGAUCCUGGGAAGAUUGAGAUGUCGAGUGGAGGUGAGAAGCUUGAGGAUGUUAUUGGUAGAAGUGAAGAAGAAGAACUGCCUCGGUUUCAAGAUGGAGCUUUUGUGGUUGAAGGUAAUGGGGGUUCAAAGAGAAGGAAGCUAGUUGGGGAAGGGUUCUUGGAUGAAUUUAUACCUGUUGACGAUGAUGAUUCAGGCCAUCCUAUCAGGGAAUCAAUUGGGUCUAUUGUUAUUGUUGGUGCAAAUGAUUUUGAUUGCCAAGAGUGGGUGGAUGAGCCUACACUUUUGGCAACAAGAUUCGAGUAUGCUAACCUUUUCCACACGGUCACCGAUUGGUACAGCGCGUACAUGUCUUCUAGGGUGACCGGCUUGCCUAAUCGGCCGCAUUUGGUCUUUGUCGAUGGUCAUUGUCAGACACAAUUAGAUGAAACAUGAAAAUAAUUUUUUUCAAGCCUUAGAUUCACGAAAAUCUUCACUGGUCCGGUCUGUUUCCGCCAUGCUAUUUUCUCACCUCUGGGAAACGAGACCCCAUUAUCCAGAGGACUCGGUGAAAAAAUAGACUGUCAUGGAGUUUCAGCUCUUGACCUAGUACAAAGUCCUGAUAUCCACAAAACUGCUCGAUUAUCCGAGUUCGGAGAAAUGAUAAGAUCCGCUUUCGAUCUUCCGGUAAACAGACAUCGUGCCAGUAAGGCAGCCUUGGGUCAUAAUGUUCUGUUUAUCCGUCGAGAAGAUUAUUUUGCACAUCCACGCCAUGAAGGUACAGUUGAACAAAGACUUAGAAACGAGCAAGAAGUGUUUGAUUCACUAUCGAGGUGGGCAUCUGAUCAUGUCGAAUGCAAAGUGAACCUUAUCAAUGGGUCGAUUGCACAUAUGGCGAUGAAAGAACAGGCUCGAGCCAUUCAAGAUGCUUCGGUUAUCAUCGGCGCUCACGGUGCCGGUCUAACACACCUGGUAUCUGCAUCACCAAAAACGGUGCUUCUCGAGAUUGUUAGUAAAAAAUUCAAACGUCCACACUUUCAAUUGAUCGCACAGUGGAAAGGGUUGGAAUCUCAUGGCAUUUACCUUUAUGGACCAUAUGCCAAUCCUCAAAUCGUCAUUACUCGUCUUGACAGGAUAAUAAGCCAUCUUGGUUGCUAAAUGAAGGGCAAUCUGUUCAUUAUGCCUUCAGACUUGGCCUCACACGAUUUUGCUUCUUCUUCUUUUCUUCCUGGAAUUGUCUAACUGAAGAAACAUAGAAGAGGGACUACAAGGAUAAAGGAGACGUUGAAAUCUUUCUAGUUGAUUAUGGAUUUAGGCAAUGUUCAUAAAUCCAUACAUGGAUAAAAAAUUAGGGUUUUAUUUGUUUCUUAAAAA